ACAUGAUGAACGAUAUGAAUAUAACAAACGUCACGAACGCUGUAACAUCGACGAUGUUACUUGACAACGUCAGAAAUUAUACGACCACUGCUGAGAAUAACAUUUCUGAUGAACCAUCUGAAAUAUACUUGUAUUCUACCGAAGAUGUAGGAAAUAAUCAACAAUUAUGGAAUGUUUCUAAAGCUACAACAUCAUUGCCUAAUAACACUGUAGUUUCCUUUGAAACUUCAAGCACCAGUAUAUACGUGUCUACAACAACAGAAGCUUUUGACGAAUUUGGCCCACCAGAAGGAAUAGAAUACAUUUUUGUACCACUCGGUGUAGUGGUCUUUGUUAUUGUAUUGUCAGCUGUGGUAUGGGUGAUAAUUAUAUCAAGAAAAAGAAAGUUAGAGCGCUUAAGGCACAGACUUAUGCCAAUGUACAAUUUUGAUCCCGGUGAAGAAGAAGAAGAUGACUGGGAAACUGAAUUGUUGGAAGAAUGUUAUAAUAAUCACCAAAGACGUCAAGGAUAUCAGUCUAUGGAUACUGAAGAAAAUGCUGAACUCUUUGGAAAUCAUUGAUAAAGACAGAAGUAGCUCUUCAAAAUCUUUGUACUGUCUACAAUUUGACAUAGAUUAAAACUUACAGUAUUUAUUAGAUUUAUACAUUUACUUAAUGUUUGAACAGGCGUGUGUGUAUAUGUAUAUAUAGUACGCAUAUACAUAUGUCCUGUCGUGUGUUCAUUGCAAAUUCAGGACAAAGUUCAAGAUUCACAAGUUUGAACUAAAACAAGAUUUUUCAAAUCAUGUCUGAACAUUAGAAUGUAAACUUUUAACAAUCAAAUUAUGUAGGAGUAAUAGAAUUUACUAAUUUUUCUUUGACGUGG
Dufourea novaeangliae is the source of this 865-nucleotide messenger RNA. RefSeq lists its product as uncharacterized. The record is from RefSeq and is a predicted model, not a curated record. The coding region runs from base 3 to 560 and encodes 185 amino acids. NCBI's taxonomy places the organism in Eukaryota, Metazoa, Arthropoda, Insecta, Hymenoptera, Halictidae. The transcript is spliced from 3 exons.